Pseudocercospora fijiensis CIRAD86 is the source of this 1557-nucleotide messenger RNA. RefSeq lists its product as uncharacterized. Lineage: Eukaryota; Fungi; Ascomycota; Dothideomycetes; Mycosphaerellales; Mycosphaerellaceae. The transcript is spliced from 2 exons. Gene Ontology annotation, molecular function: sulfuric ester hydrolase activity. The record is from RefSeq and is a predicted model, not a curated record. The coding region runs from base 1 to 1557 and encodes 518 amino acids.
AUGGCAGACCAGCUAGCUGCUCCUCAACUCAAGAUCUACAACGAGAACUCCCAAAUCAAGACUCCCAAUAUCGACAAGCUGGCCGAGCGCUCAGUCGUCUUCGACUCUGCAUACUGCAAUUCGCCACUCUGCGCUCCUUCCCGCAUGGCCAUGAUCACUGGUCAGCUGCCUUCAAAGAUUGGUGCUUACGACAACGCCUCCCCCAUUCCAGAGGACACUCCGACAUAUGCCCACUUUUUGCGCGCUGAGGGCUACGAAUGCGUCCUGGGUGGCAAGAUGCACUUCAUCGGGGACCAGCUCCACGGCUACGAAUAUCGCCUGACAGCUGAUAUCUACCCGGCAGACCUUGGCUGGUCCGUCAACUGGGACGAGCCCGGGACACGUUUGGAGUGGUAUCACAACAGCUCCUCCAUCCUCCAGGCUGGGCCAUGUGUUCGAAGCAACCAACUGGAUUACGACGAGGAGGUCAUGUACAAGGCCAAGCAGUUCUUGUACGACCAUGUUCGCAAGCCACCGGGCAGCAGACCCUUCUGCUUGACUGUCUCUCUCACUCAUCCUCAUGAUCCCUACACAAUCGAGCACAAGUACUGGGACAUGUAUGAGGACGUUGAGAUCGAUAUGCCAAAGGUCCAGUUGCCCAGGGAUCAACUCGAUCCCCAUAGCAAGCGUCUUCAACACGUUUGCGAUCUCGAAGAUUAUGACUUCACGCCAGAGCAGAUCAAGAAAGCCAAGCGGGCAUAUUAUGGAGCUGUCAGCUAUGUCGACGACAAUAUCGGAAAGCUCAUGGAGACCCUAAAGCAAUGCGGCCUUGAUGAAAAUACGAUCGUCAUCUUCUCAGGCGACCAUGGCGACAUGCUCGGCGAACGUGGGCUCUGGUACAAAAUGUCGUAUUUCGAGUCCUCGGUUCGAGUGCCCAUGCUUUUCAGCUACCCAAAGAUGUGGGCUCCACACCGCGUGCCACAGAGCGUGAGCACUUUGGACAUUCUUCCGACACUCGUCGACAUCGUUGGCUCGAAGCUUGUGCCCGGUCUCCCCAUUGAUGGCGUUUCGAUUGUGCCGCAUUUGCUGGGCAGAUCGCAGCAUGACAAUGUCUUCGCAGAGUAUAUGGGAGAAGGCACAAUCGCACCGAUGAUGAUGAUUCGUCGCGGUCCAUGGAAGUACAUCGUCUGCCCUGCAGAUCCGGACCAGUUGUACAACCUUGCAAAUGACCCAGACGAGCUCACGAACCUCGCCACCUCCGACGAUGCAGAGACCAAGAAGAUCUACGAAGCGUUCGUCGCCGAGGCAAAGGCGAAAUGGGAUAUGAAAGCCAUCACUGACGACGUUGUGAAGCGACAACGCCAGCGGCGCUUCUGCUUCUCAGCUCUUAAGCAAGGCAAAUGGACCAGCUGGGAUUAUUUCGUUCCAGAUGACAGCCGAGACAAGUACAUUCGCAGCCACAUGGAUCUCGACGAUCUGGAGCUUCGAGCGCGAUAUCCUAUUGUGGAUGCCUAUGGCAAUAUCAAGACUGGUUUCGAGCAAGUGCCGCAGACCCUUCUUCUCUCGUGGACACCAUAG